AUGUCGGAGCCCGAAGAAGAGCUGCAGGGAGAGAACAGAGAGAGCACCAAAAAGAAGAAGAAAGAAAAACGGAGCGGGAAGAAGAAGAAGAAGAAAGAAGAGGAAGAGGAGGAGGAAGAGGAGCAGAGUGAGUGUGUCAUUCUCCGUGGGAUCUUCAAACUGGGGAAGAAGAGUCACGACGUCUUGCUCACCCGAACUAAACUGACCUGGACCCCCAUCCUGCCGGAGACCCCCACAGCUGGUGAGGUGUGUGUGGUGCAGCCAGAUAUGGUGCUGCUGCAGGAUGUGUUUGCUGUGAAGGUGAAGCGGAGGCGAGCGGUGGGCCAGCAGUCGGGCGGACCGGUGCUGGGCAUGGCGCUGUUCUGCUGCAACAGGAGAGGAAGGAGGCUGGAGGAGGAGACACUGCACCUCCACAAUGCCUCCUCUGAACACACACACACCUGGUACAACACCCUGAAGGAGCUGCUCACAGGGUUCAGCAGUCGUCCCAGGUAUCUGAAGGUGUUCAUCAACCCCAGCAGCCAUAAGAAGGAGGCGGUUCACAUCUACAGAGAACAUGUGGCUCCACUCUUCAAGAUGGCCGAGGUCCGCACUGACAUCACUGUGACAGAGAGGAAGGGCCACGCUCUCUCAGUGAUGAAGGAAUGCAAGCUGGAUGAAUAUGAUGGGGUGGUGUGUGUUGGUGGGGACGGUUCAGUGGCAGAGCUGUGCCACGCUCUGGUCCUCAGGGCUCAGCUGGAUGCUGACUCUCCAGAGAAACCAGUGAAACCAGUGCUGCCACUGGGAAUUAUUCCUGCUGGUUCUACAGAUGUGGUUUCCUGUUCUGUUCAUGGAGUCAGAGAUCCAGUCACUGCAGCUCUACACAUCGUUCUCGGUCACCUGCAGCAGGUGGACAUGUGCAGCUUCUCCUCUCUCGGUCAGCUGGUGCGUUUCGGUUUCUCUGCCAUGUUUGGUUUCGGCGGGCGGAGCUUAGCGCGGGCGGAGAAGAAGAGGUGGAUGCCAUCGUCACGGCGACGAGAGUACGCUCUGGUGAAGACUCUGGCUAGGCUGAGACCAGAGGACUGUCAGCUGUCUUUUCUACCAGACCAGGACCAGGACCAGGCCCCAGAGUCAGAGGGGGAGGAAUCCUGGACCACCAAUCAGGGCUUGUAUCUGAGCAUCAGCAUCAUGUCUAUCCCCUGUCUGAGUCCACACACGCCUCAAGGACUGGCUCCUAACACCAGAUUAGCCAAUGGUAGCGCGGCGCUGAUCUCUGUAGGAGACACUUCCAGGUCAGAGUUCAUCAAACACCUGAAGAGAUACAGCAGCUCUAGUGGACAGUUCAGUUUCUCCUUCGUGGAGACACACGCUGUGUCAGCAGUGAGGAUCCGCCCCCGCUCUCUGAUUGGCUGGUCUGAAGAGGACAGUGAGGACGAGGGUGAAUCUAAAACUACACCCAUCAUCCAAUCGCAGGGAGCCGUUUUUCCCUGGAACAUAGACGGGGAGCUGGUGGAGAUCUCUAAUGAAGUUGUUGUCAGGGUCCACCCACGGCUCAUCACUCUGUACGGAGAGGAGGUGGACGAAGCGGAGUCCAACGUCUCCUGCAGCUGCAUCUGA
Messenger RNA from Scomber japonicus (chub mackerel), 1596 nucleotides. It is a transcript of the gene cerkl, whose product is annotated as ceramide kinase-like. The coding region runs from base 1 to 1596 and encodes 531 amino acids. Lineage: Eukaryota; Metazoa; Chordata; Actinopteri; Scombriformes; Scombridae. The record is from RefSeq and is a predicted model, not a curated record. The transcript has 15 exons. Gene Ontology annotation, molecular function: kinase activity.